GGUGAGUGGAGAUAGGCUACAGAGUUGAGUCCACAUAUAUUUUGACUGGCACAAACGUUUUGCCCUGUCAUGCCUUUAUCACGGUUCUCCCGUGACCAUAAUCCAGGGAUUGGAGUCCAAGAGGGCUCUUUGAGGUGAAUGCAAGGAUACCUUUUUUUUAUCAGGUUAAAGAGGUGGAAAGGAUUGCUUUUUGUAUCAGGAUUAGGUGAUUUGGUUUUGGUAGCCUAAUUCUGCAGCAAUAACUCCGGAGGCGCUUUAACUUCAAGACGCGCUGUGCGUUCCUCUUCCAAAAGAUCAACAUGAUGUCUGCCAUAGAUACGGGUACAUCUGUGUACCAACCAGCACAACUACUGAAUUGGAUCUAUAUGUCUCUACAAGACUCCCACCAGACCAAUGACUUCGAUGCGUUCAGACCGGAUUCGGAGAGUUCUCCACCGGACCUGAACAACUACGAACAGCGGUCCGCUGCUGCUGUCGACCUGAGCUCUGCGCUCAACUCAAACUAUCUUAACAACUUCUUGCAACUUCAGAGGAAUGAGGCCUUAAACAACAAUUUGUAUAGAAGAUCCUCUCCUUACGGCUCGCUCAGCAACAUCGUAGACGGCUUGACUUCUCUGACGGACCACUUCUCUGACCUUUCCCUCGCCUCUGAGUCACGCAAACCGAGCAAGCGACCGCCGUCCAACUACCUGUGCCAUCUCUGCUUCAACAAAGGACAUUACAUCAAAGACUGCCCGCAGGCUCGGCCAAAAGGGGAAGGCCAGACCCCAUAUCAGGGCAAGAAGAGAUGUUUUGGGGAAUACAAAUGCCCUAAAUGCAAGAGGAAGUGGAUGAGCGGGAACUCUUGGGCCAACAUGGGACAAGAAUGUAUCAAGUGCCACAUCAACGUUUACCCUCACAAGCAGAGACCUCUGGGGAAACCCGACGGGCUAGAUGUUUCAGACCAGAGCAAGGAGCACCCACAGCACCUGUGUGAAAAAUGCAAGGUUCUCGGCUACUACUGUCGUCGCGUGCAAUAAUAACCUGUCGUUAUCUAGCCACAAGUUCACGGAGUUGCCCCCUAGACACUGAUCUUGGUUCAGUUUAGCAUUUUCUACACUAAUGUUUGAGGUUAGGUCUGGGGGACGGGAAGCUGAUCCUAGAUAUCUACCUACAGUAGGGUUAAACUUCACCCCGAAGUCAAGUUCACUUCCCUAGUUGACUUCCCUGGCCUUAAGUUGACUUCCCUGGCCUUUAGUUGACUUCCCUGGCCUUUAGUUGACUUCCCUGGUCUUAUGUUGACUUCCUUGGCCUUUAGUUGACUUCCCUGGCCUUACGUUGACUUCCCUGGUUCACUUCCCUGGCCUUUAGUUGACUUCCCUGGUUCACUUCCCUGGCCUUAUGUUGACUUCCCUGGCCUUUAGUUGACUUCCCUGGCCUUAAGUUGACUUCCCUGGCCUUUAGUUGACUUCCCUGGCCUUUAGUUGACUUCCCUGGCCUUUAGUUGACUUCCCUGGCCUUACGUUGACUUCCCUGGCCUUACGUUGACUUCCCUGGUUCACUUCCCUGGCCUUUAGUUGACUUCCCUGGUUCACUUCCCUGGCCUUACGUUGACUUAACCCUCCAGUGGUUAAUGAAGAGUUGACGCUCAUCUAAUGUGUUGUGUAUAUCUCACUAAAAUAGGCCUGAUCAACCGUCAUACUCUGUUGUACUAUAAAAAAACAUUUGACCUGUUUCUCUGUUCCCUACAUGUGUGAAUUGCGGACAAUUCCAUUUCACUAAGUCUAUUCAGGAUUUAAUUUCUUCCUGAAUUGAAGUGGAAUUGACCCCAAACCUUGUGUGUGUUUUAUGAUGAUAUCGCUGUCCAGCGUAGUAGCUCCUGCCUACCUACCCAAUGUCAAGCUAUAACACCAGCCCCAUUUAUACCUGGCACUAACAUGCAUCCUUUGUCCUGAUGUUGUCCGCAUUCUGAUUGUGCUCACAUUUUCUGAAAAUAUGUCUACACGCGGUAUUAAAAUGUAUCAUAUCCGUCCACUGUGUCCGCAUUGUGACCAGAUUUCCUGGUUCCUCACUGUAUCCUCGUGAUUCGGACAGCCGUUCUUUCAAAGUAGUAUUUAUUUAUUUAUUUUAAGACACAAAUCGAUGCCAUAAGUCAAUGGUGCCACCUGUGAAUUAUUUUAGAAGGCGGGAUACUGCCGAUUUUAAAUGGUUGACUACCUCGAGACGUGGUCGGGAAGAUCUGAUCCCAAUCAGAUCCCAAUGCGUCUUUUAAUCGUCUACACCCGUCUGAAAAUGUUGACACAAUCAGAACGUGGACAAGAUCAGGACAAAGGAUGCACGUUAGAACCAGGUAUAAAUGGGGCUUAAGUGACAUCUGUUACGGCUGGGUUUAGACAGGUCUUUUGACCAAUCACAUCAGAUCUUUUUACGCCAAAUCUUUUUCUCAGAGGUGAUCUGAUUGGUUAAAAGACCAAUUAGUGAAAAGAAAUAUCAAAAUUGGGCUGCCUGUCUAAACGCAGCCUCUGUGUUUACAGGAUUCAUUCAUUUAGUAAUUUGUUAUAACAGUUGAAGUCGGAAGUUUACAUACACUUAGGUUGGAGUAAUUAAAACUCGUUUUUCAACCACUCCACAAAUUUCUUGUUAACAAACUAUAGUGUUGGCAAGUCGGUUAGGACAUCUACUUUGUGCAUGACGCAAGUAAUUUUUCCAACAAUUGUUUACAGAUUAUUUCACUUAUAAUUCACUGUAUCACAAUUCCAGUGGGUCAGAAGUUUACAUACACUAAGUUGACUGUGCCUUUAAACAGCUUGGUUAAAUUCCAGAAAAUGAUGUCAUGGCUUUAGAAGCUUCUGAUAGGCUAAUUGACAUAAUUUGAGUCAAUUGGAGGUGUAUCUGUGGAUGUAUUUCAAGGCCUACCUUCAAACUCAGUGCCUCUUUGCUUGACAUCAUGGGAAAAUCAAAAGAAAUCAGCCAAUACCUCAGAAAAUAGUACGCAAGUAUAAACACCAUGGGACCAUGCAGCCGUCAUACCGCUCAGGAAGGAGACGCGUUCUGUCUCCUAGAGAUGAACGUACUUUGGUGCAAAAAGUGCAAAUCAAUCCCAGAACAACAGCAAGGGACCUUGUGAAGAUGCUGGAGGAAACAGGUACAAAAGUAUCUAGAUCCACAGUAAAACGAGUCCUAUAUCGACAUAACCUGAAAGGCCGCUCAGCAAGGAAGAAGCCACUGCUCAAAAACCGCCAUAAAAAAGCCAGAUUACGGUUUGCAACUGCACAGGGGGACAAAGAUCAUACUUUUUGGAGAAAUGUCCUCUGGUCUAAUGAAACAAAAAUAGAACUGUUUGGCCAUAAUGACCAUCUUUAUGUUUAGAGGAAAAGGGGGAGGCUUGGAAGCCGAAGAACACCAUCCCAACCAUGAAGCACGGGGGUGGCAGCAUCAUGUUGUGGGGGUGCUUUGCUGCAGGAGGGACUGGUGCACUUCACAAAAUAGAUGGCAUCAUGAGGUGGGAAAAUUAUGUGGAUAUAUUGAAGCAACAUCUCAAGACAUCAGUCAGGAAGUUAAAGCUUGGUCGCAAAUGGGUCUUCCAAAUGGACAGUGACCCCAAGCAUACUUCCAAAGUUGUGGCAAAAUGGAUUAAGGACAAUAAAGUAAAGGUAUUGGAGUGGCCAUCCCAAAGCCCUGACCUCAACCCUAUAGAAAAUGUGUGGGCAGAACUGAAAAAGCAUGAGCAAGGAGGCCUACAAACCUGAUUCAGUUACACCAGCUCUGUCAGGAGGAAUGGGCCAAAUUCACUCAACUUAUUGUGGGAAGCUUGUGGAAGGCUACCCGAAACUUUUGACCCAAGUUAAACAUUUUCAAGGCAAUGCUACCAAAUACUAAUUGAGUGUAUGGAAACUUCUGACCCACUGGGAAUGUGAUGAAAGAAAUAAUAGCUGAAAUAAAUAAUUCUCUCUUCUAUAAUUCUGACAUUUCACAUUCUUAAAAUAAAGUGGUGAUCCUAACUGGUCAAAGACAGGGAAUUUGUACUAGGAUUAAAUGUCAGGAAUUGUGAUAAACUGAGUUUAAAUGUAUUUGGCUAAAGUGUAUGUAAACUUCCAACUUCAACUGUACCUGUACUAGUACUUGAGUAAUGCUUCAGGUUUUACUUUAUGUAGAUGUGUUCAUUCAUUUCACUUUUUAAAAUAACCAAGGACGGGAUUCCAUCAAAGGCGUGUUGUCAAUAAACACAUAGCACUUGACUUUUAAAAGUAAUUUACGCUUGAGUGGUCAUCCGCACCGUUUACCGUGAAUGAGAUCUCCGUUAAUGUCGGGGAAAUUUGCCUUUAAUUAAUUAAAGGGGCGUUGUCAACGGUGCAAUGCACUUAUCGACAACAGCACAUUUGAUUGAAUCCUGGCUCAAGUGAAGUGGAGUAUGUUGUUGGGGUCAACAGCAUAUCUUAUCAAAUGUGAAUUAACUAAAAAAAAGGAUUAUAACGAUGUCAGACCUGGAUUUCACAUUACCUGUUUAUAUAUUUAUUAUCUUACAUCUAACAUGUUUCGUUGGAAAUAUAGAACAUAGACUAGUUACUGUAUGUUUUUUAUCAGAGACUGCUAUGGGCCAGAACCAUAUCUUACGAGACUGCUAUGGGCCAAAACCAUAUCUUCUGAGACUGCUAUGGGUCAGAACCAUAUCUUACGAGACUGCUAUGGGCCAAAACCAUAUCUUCUGAGACUGCUAUGGGCCAGAACCAUAUCUUACGAGACUGCUAUGGGCCAAAACCAUAUCUUCUGAGACUGCUAUGGGUCAGAACCAUAUCUUACGAGACUGCUAUGGGCCAAAACCAUAUCUUCUGAGACUGCUAUGGGUCAGAACCAUAUCUUACGAGACUGCUAUGGGCCAAAACCAUAUCUUCUGAGACUGCUAUGGGUCAGAACCAUAUCUUACGAGACUGCUAUGGGCCAAAACCAUAUCUUCUGAGACUGCUAUGGGUCAGAACCAUAUCUUACGAGACUGCUAUGGGCCAAAACCAUAUCUUCUGAGACUGCUAUGGGUCAGAACCAUAUCUUACGAGACUGCUAUGGGCCAAAACCAUAUCUUCGAGACUGCUAUGGGCCAAAACCAUAUCUUCUGAGACUGCUAUGGGCCAAAACCAUAUCUUCCGAGACUGCUAUGGGCCAAAACCAUAUCUUCUGAGACUGCUAUGGGUCAGAACCAUAUCUUACGAGACUGCUAUGGGCCAAAACCAUAUCUUCCGAGACUGCUAUGGGCCAAAACCAUAUCUUCUGAGACUGCUAUGGGUCAGAACCAUAUCUUACGAGACUGCUAUGGGCCAAAACCAUAUCUUACGAGACUACUAUGGGCCAAAACCAUAUCUUCCGAGACUGCUAUGGGCCAAAACCAUAUCUUCUGAGACCACUAUGGGCCAAAACCAUAUCUUCUGAGACCGCUAUGGGCCAAAACCAUAUCUUCUGAGACUGAUGUGGGUCAAAACCAUAUCUUCCGAGACUGAUGUGGGUCAAAAUCAGGUCUUCCGAGACAGCUGUGGGUCAGAACCAUAUCUUACGAGACUGCUGUGCGUCAGAACCAUAUCUUACGAGACUACUGUGGGUCAGAACCAUAUCUUCCGAGACUGCUGUGGGUCAGAACCAUAUCUUACGAGACAGCUAUGGGUCAGAACCAUAUCUUACGAGACUGCUAUGGGUCAGAACCAUAUCUUACGAGACUGCUGUGCGUCAAAAUGUACACACAGUGCCUUCAGAAAGUAUUCAGACCCCUUGACUUUUUCCAUAUUUCAUUACACUAGAUUUUUCUAAAAUGUUUUUUUUUUUAAAGUACAUCAUCAGCAAUCUACAAUACACACUACACCAUAAUGACAAAGCAAAACAGGUUUUUAUUUUUUUGCAAAUGUAUAAAAAAACAAAACCGAUACCUGUUUACAAAAGUUUUCAGACCCUUUGCUAUGAGACUCGAAAUUGAACUCAGGUGCAUCCUGUUUCCAUUGAUUAUCCUUGACAUGUUUCUACAACUUGAUUGGAGUCCACCUGUCGUAAAUUCAAUUGAUUGGACAUGAUUUGAAAAGGCACACACCUGUCUAUAUAAGGUCCCACAGUUGACAGUGCAUGACAGAGCAAAAACCAAGCCAGGAGGUCGAAGGAAUUGUCCGUAAAGCUCCGAGACAGGAUUGUGUCAAGUCACAGAUCUGGGGAAGGGUACCAAAAAAAUUCUGCAGCAUUGAAGGUCCCCAAGAACACAGUGGCCUCCAUCAUUCUUAAAUGGAAGAAGUUUGGACCCACCAUGACUCUUCAUAGAGCUGGCCGCCCAGCAAAAGUGAGCAAUCGGGGGGAAAAGGGCCUUAGUCAGAGUGACCAUCAGGUUCUUGGUCACCUCCCUGACAGAGCUCCAGAGUUCCUCUGUGGAGAUGGGAGAACCUUCCAGGAGGACAACCAUCUCUGCAGCACUCCACCAAUCAGGCCUUUAUGGUAGAGUGGCCAGACAGAAGCCACUCCUCAGUAAAAGGCACAUAACAGCCCACUUAGAGUUUGCCAAAAGGCACUUAAAAGACUCUCAGACCAUGAAAAAUAAGAUUAUCUGGUCUGAUGAAACCCAGAUUGAACUCUUUGGCCUGAAUGCCAAUCGUGACGUCUGGAGGGAACCUGGCAUCAUCCCUACGGUGUAGCAUGGUGGUGGCAGCAUCAUGCUGUGGGGAUGUUUUUCAGCAACAGGGACUGGGAGACUAAUCUGGAUCGAGGCAAAGAUAAACGGAGCAAAGUACAGAUAGAUCCUUGAUGAAAACCUGCUCCAGAGGGUUCAGGACCUCAGACUGGGGUGAAGGUUCACCUUCCAGCAGGACAACGGCCCUGAUUCCGCAGCCAAGACAACGUAGGAGUGCCUUCGGGACAAGUCUCUGCAUGUCCUUGAGUGGCCCAGCCAGAGCCUGGACUUGAACCCGAUCGAACAUCUCUGUAAAGACCAGAAAAUAGCUGUGCAGCAACGCUCCCCAUUCAACCUAACAGAGCCAGAGAGGAUCUCCAGAGAAGAAUGGGAGAAACUCCCCAAAUACAGGUGUGCCAAGCUUGUAGCGUCAUACCCAAGAAGACUCAAAGCUGUAAUCGCUGCCAAAGGUCCUUCAACAAAAUACUGAGUAAAGGGUCUGAAUACUUAUGUAAAUGUGAUAUUGUGUAUGUAAAUGUGAUAAUGUCUAAAAGCCUGUUUUUUUCUUUGUAAUUAUGAGGUAUUGUGUGUAGAUUGAUAAGGGAAAAAACUAUUUUAAUCCAUUUUAGAAUAAGGCUGUAACGUAACAAAAUGUGGAAAAAGUCAAGGGGUCUGAAUACUUUCUGAGGGCACUGUAUAUGAAAUGUAUUCUGAGUGUUGUCUGACAGAAACGUUUCUGUGCAAUACCUUUAUGAAAACAGAACCAAACAACUGCACAUGAUUCAUUUGAAUCAAUUCAUUGAUUCAUUCAAGUUGACUCAGAUCUCUUAUUUUAGAUCCUGUCAAUCAUACAGUUAAUAUUUCUAUUUUAAACACCACCUUUCCUACAUUUAUUAUUCUGAUAUUAUUUUCUAAACAUUUAAAUGGGUUCAUUUGAUAAGUCUGCUUUCUGUUAUGUUUGAUGUAUUUUACAGGAAUAAUUCAUGGAAAAAUAUAGGUUUUCUGAAAUGUGAUUUUGAAGAAGGAAAUAUUGAAGAAGGAUGAAGAAGGAAAUAUUCAUGUAUAAUUACUAUAAUCUGUAUAAUUAGUAUAAUCUGUAUUAGUAUAACCGGUAUUAGUAUAAUCUGUAUAAGUAGUCUAAUCUGUAUUAGUAUAAUCUGUAUAAUUAGUACAAUCUGUAUAAUUAGUAUAAUGUGUAUAAUUAGUAUAAUCUGUAUUAGUAUAAUCUGUAUAAUUAGUGUAAUCUGUAUAAUUAGUAUAAUAUGUAUUAGUAUAAUAUGUAUUAGUAUAAUUAGUAUAAUUUGUAUAGUCUGUAUAAUUAGUCUAAUCUGUAUUAGUAUAAUCUGUAUUAGUAUAAUCUGUAUAAUUAGUAUAAUCUGUAUAAUUAGUAUCGGUAUUAAAGGAUGGUACAUACUUUUUUGAAUAUCUAUAAUGAAAAUUCAUUAUAAUGGUUUUGUUGAUUAUUUUGUAGAAGGAAUAUCUUAUUUGCAUUAACAAGUAAGUGCCUUAUAUAUUGUUAUCUGUGAAAAUAUGUGCUUAUUGUGGACGGUAUCUAUGUUACCAUUCCAAAUAUGUAUUUGACAAGAGUUUUUGUUAAACCCAAUGUCAUAUUGAAGCUCUAAUGGUAUUAUAAAUGCAAAUUGUCUUAUAUAAUAUAAUUAUAUAUGAUAGCCUCUUUUCGCACCAAAAACUAGAUAGUUAUUCACCACAGUGCUAUAUGAAAUAAAACUAUUUUUAAUGCUG
This is a messenger RNA of Salvelinus fontinalis (brook trout), 8353 nucleotides long. Its product is annotated as zinc finger CCHC domain-containing protein 24-like. Gene Ontology annotation, molecular function: nucleic acid binding; zinc ion binding. The record is from RefSeq and is a predicted model, not a curated record. NCBI's taxonomy places the organism in Eukaryota, Metazoa, Chordata, Actinopteri, Salmoniformes, Salmonidae. Bases 300 to 1019 code for a protein of 239 amino acids. The transcript has 4 exons.